AUGGGAACCUCCGGAAACAAUGGGGGUGAUAACCCCAAUCGAAACUCUCUGCUCGACCUCAAGAACUUUCAGUUCACCUUUGACGUCUCCAAUUUUAUUGAGCCCGAUUCACCGUCGGGACUAGUAGACGACGGCUCCAUGUCGCUGUCCGAGAGCGUGAGAGACUAUCCACACGAGUUUGGCCGCACCUAUCACGCAUACCGAGCAGGAUCAUAUGCCUACCCCAACGAUAUUCCUGAACAGGAACGACUUGCGUUCCAGGGCCCCAUUAUCAAGAACCUCUUCGAGGGCAGGCUGUACUUUGCCCCGCUCUCGCCGGCGAAGCCUCCGCAGUUCAUCCUCGAUGUCGCCACGGGUGUUGGCGAUUGGGCCAUCGAGAUGGGCGACCUAUUCCCCUCGUCCGAGGUUGUCGGCAUAGACCUCUCGCCGAUCCAGCCCGACAUGGUGCCUCCAAACGUCAAGUUUUAUGUCGACGACGCAAGAGAGACAUGGGACUACACGGACAAGUUUGGCUACAUACAUACCCGGCUCACUGCGGGCAGCUGGGGCAAUUUCCAGAAAGAAGUCGCCGAGCAGGCCUUCCAAACCCUCGAGCCCGGCGGUUGGUUGGAGUCCCAGGAGGUCGAGGCCGUCUUCGCAUGUGACGACGGCACGCUGGACCCAGCCGGGCCAAUGUGCACUUGGCUCCACGAGAUGCGAGUCGCCGCCGAGGACUUCCAGCGCCCUGCCAUCCUGGGCUCCACCCUCAAGGAGGUAUUCGAGAGCGUCGGCUUCGUUGACGUGCAACAGCUCAUCUUCAAGAUGCCCAUGAACCCGUGGCCCAAGGACGAGCGCCUCAAGGAGAUUGGACGCAUGUGGGGAGAGAACUUUUCGCAGGGACUCAAUGGCUUCUCCGUCCAGCUCAUGAACAAAGUGUUUGGCCGGACCCCGGCUGAGAUUGAGCUCUCUCUGGUCAAGAUCCGAGAGGAACUGGCGGACCCGCGGGUGCAUGCUUACAUGCCCGUGUUCGUGGUGUGGGGGAGAAAGCCGUUUGUGGGAGAGCAAUCAAAUACCAUGAUGACCUAG
Messenger RNA from Trichoderma breve, 1065 nucleotides. RefSeq names its product methyltransferase domain-containing protein. The transcript has 6 exons. Gene Ontology annotation, molecular function: methyltransferase activity. The coding region runs from base 1 to 1065 and encodes 354 amino acids. The record is from RefSeq and is a predicted model, not a curated record. Lineage: Eukaryota; Fungi; Ascomycota; Sordariomycetes; Hypocreales; Hypocreaceae.